UCAAUAUUGAUUCAGCAUUAAACUAGCACCAAACAAGCAUUAUAGUGAACAGGCUAAGCUACAAACUUGUAUUAUAGUGAAAAGGCUAAAGCACAAACUAGCAUCAGAGUGAACAGACCAUGAACUAACUUUUCAUUAAGCUUUUAAAAAUGUACUUAAGGUGUGAAACCUUUAAUCAAUAUCGAUUCAGCAUUAAAAGGAAAAGUUCAUUUAAUGGAUACUGUAGUAAGUUGGCACAAAAAUUAGCGUGCAUGAGUGAGCGCGCACACACACACACACACACACACACACACACACACACACACACACACACACUUACUUCCUGUUCACAGUUUAUAUCCUGUACAUUACCCCUGACAGAGGAUAGCUAUAGUUAUAUCACUCACGGUAUUGGUUAUACAAUAUUACAUUACUGAAGCAAAAGUUUAUACCCCAGUGUUUUUCUUUUCCUUUCUGUUUUACAAAUAUUGGUUUAAAAAAAUUCGACGAGAACACAAUAUUCCUUGUCAAGAUCAGGCAUGUGCUAUUUAGUAAUACUAGUAAUAAUAGUAACACUCGAAUUAUUGGCACCUUUCACGAGAAUGAUCAUAUACACAUAUGUACACAUGACGAAUCAAAAUCCUUCUACUGACAAAAAAGCUUCUAUAAAAGCUGUACAUUGUCCUAUAUGUACACACACACACACACACACACAUAUAUAUAUAUAUAUAUAUAUAUGUGUGUGUGUGUGUGUGUGUGUGUGUGUGUGUGCGUGUGUCAGCAGGCACAGAACUACCUCUAAAGCAUUUUAAAUACUUUACAGCCAAAAAAAUAAAUAAAUGAAUAAAUAAACACACAAAUAAAUGCCGUAAUGUGACUGUAAAAAAAUAAUAAUAAUAAUUCAAAGAAAUAUGAGCAUAAAUUGCAUGAAUGUGUUUUUUAUUAUUAAUCGUUCAGUUAUAUAUAGCCAUAAAUAUAAUUAUAUCAUUUUAAAUUGACAGUUUGUUUCAUUCAUUUCAUUUCAUAUUUAAUUCAUGUUCAAUGUUUAAUGAUAAUGACAUCCAUAAUAAAGAGAUCCUUUAAUCCCCACUGCUGUGUCCACAGGCCGAUAUUAUUCAUGCAAUCUUCACUUUAAUUCUGUCAAACAGUAGCUGAUGCUAAAACAAAGUGGGACAUAAUUAUUACAGGAAGAGCUUGUGUUUCUUGUAAAAUGACAGAGACGGAGAACAGCAGGAUUAGAGUGAGUGAGAGUGACCAAUAAAGCACUGUUGAAUACAGAACAGAAAGAGAUUCAGGGGAUUUAGAGACAAUGACAUAGAGGGAGGGGUAAGCUGUGUGUUUCCUGUUGCAUAAGCUCUUUCCUGUUUUUCUCCUCGACUCUCACAUUCCAAAGGAAUUAAUCCUCGGUGGAUCAACAACGUCUUGUCACUCUGUGCCUCUGCUCCACUCUCUCAGGAGAAACAAAGACAGCAAAUCAGUUGAACUGACUGCUUGUACAGCAUUACACUACAGAGAGUGUGUAUAGAGUUUGUGUGUAAGAUGGCAACACUGUUUUUGGUUGUGCUGUUCGGCUGUGUGUGGAGCGCUGGUGGUCAGGCGGAGCUGAAUAAACUCUCCGACGGCUAUAAGGCUGGAGCAGAGCUGGCGGUGGAGCAGGUGAACACACACUCAGGUGUGCUGCAGCACUUCCUGUUCUUCAGAAGCCUCCAGAAAUCAGAAGUGGACGGUGGAUUUGGAGCGAAAUACCUGUCUCAUCACUUUUACCUGAAGGCCACUCAAUGCGCUAAAGGAACUGCAGCCGCAGAAUCGAGCAAGUGCGCAUUCAGAAACGGCAAACCUCUGAUAGAUUGCAUGACCUGCUACAAGACGUAUCUAGAUGUGAUUCAGGAAAAUCCAAAACCGUACAUCCACUGCAUCCACAAACCAGCACUCACAAAGGAAAUGAGUAAAGCAAGAAGGGAUCAUUGUGAAAAAAUGAGCUAUAGCAGCGGAUCUGUUACACUGCUUGGCGUUAAGAGGAAUACAUAAGAAGGCAUCUCUCCAUUAAUAUGGAACUUCUCACUCCAAAAGAAGUUACAGUCCCUUCAUUCCACCAUAAAUAUGUUUUUUUUGUUUUUGUUUUUUUAGUGCUGACAUUAGUUAAUUAGCUAAGCUGUGACGUCUUGUGUUUUCAAACUGAUAUUAUUUCUGGCCUAUAGACAAUAUGAUGUGUUUACUUUUGAAUUUCAAGUUCGCAUUAAUAUCAACCACAUCAUAUCAACAAGACAUCACAGUUUACAGUAAAUUAAAUGCUUAACAUUAGCCUAACACUAGCUAUAGGCCACUCGCACAUAUCUUAACUGUCACUGUUGUUGUGUCUUGAACAAUAGAAGCAAAAUUUUUCUUAGCGUAAGUUUGUAACUGCAAAAAACAACAACAACAACAACAACAACAAAAAACCCCGAAACAUUUCGACUCGGUAUUAACCUCACCUAUUUACAAGAGGAUCCUUAAAAAUUCUCUUCUAAGUUAUGGUGUUUAGCUAGCUAGCAAUGCUGGUUUCUUUGUGUCGUGUUUUUUUUACUACCUUAUUUUAUUUCAUACCUUAUUUUACAGAAUGAUGCUAGCUAAAUAUCAGGCUAGCUAACUAUUUCAGCCAUGUUUAUCUACUCCAAUCACAACCCUUUAGUGUUAGUCAGCCAGCUCUUUUUUUAAAAAAAAUAAAAUUACUACCUAUUAGCUGGCUAGCCUUUUAUAUUUAGCUUACGUACUUCAAUGACCACAUUUCUGUUGUAAAGCUAGAUAGAUUGCUGAAUCCCAAUCUAAUGCAAGAUAUCUAUCUUUAGCAACCAUUUAGCCAAUUUUGCUUAUUAAAAACAUUUUUUUUUUUUUUCGGAUCAUUUCAAUCGGACCCUGAGCACACAGGCUAGCUUUACGUUAUUUCUUACGUAUUAUGUCUUUUAAUAAAUGCACAUAUACAUGUUGCUAACA
Molecule: messenger RNA, 2949 nt
Organism: Ictalurus furcatus (blue catfish)
Lineage: Eukaryota; Metazoa; Chordata; Actinopteri; Siluriformes; Ictaluridae
Exons: 4
Coding region: 1519-2007 (162 amino acids)
Biological process (GO): regulation of lipid catabolic process; inflammatory response
Molecular function (GO): signaling receptor binding
Source: RefSeq, a predicted model, not a curated record